Etheostoma cragini (Arkansas darter) is the source of this 3523-nucleotide messenger RNA. RefSeq names its product ladybird homeobox 1b (gene lbx1b). Lineage: Eukaryota; Metazoa; Chordata; Actinopteri; Perciformes; Percidae. Gene Ontology annotation, biological process: regulation of DNA-templated transcription. Gene Ontology annotation, molecular function: DNA-binding transcription factor activity, RNA polymerase II-specific; DNA binding. The record is from RefSeq and is a predicted model, not a curated record. The transcript has 2 exons. Bases 471 to 1286 code for a protein of 271 amino acids.
CACACGACUAAAUUAGACCAAAGAUGAUAAGAGCACAAAGCAUUAUAAUAAUUCCGCGGAGCUCCUCCUCCUUCCAGCCAUGCGUCCUAAUUAAUGGGACACCCCCAGUCGCAAAAAGCCCCGCACUGGACUGCAACAUAGUCAAAGAGUGAAAGGGAAGAGGGCGAAAGUGCCACUGGAGAUAAUUGAUUACCUACCAAUCAAUGAUAACUUGUUAGUAAUCGUCAACUCUUUGGACCUCGCCAUUUUCAGGGAGGCAUCUCACUCCUGCGGACUUGCUGCUCCCGAGGAUCGACACUUUGAAGACAUCCCAUUUUGGAAUAAGAUUUUCUUUUCUUCAUUCUCUCCUCCGUGAUUGUUUUUUUUUUUAAGCCUCCCAACUGUUAUGUGACUUUUUUCCUCGAUUGCAUUGCUCGUUUUUAACCGCUGAAUAUUUCAACGAAGUCUUUUACAAACUCUGCGCACAACCAAUGAUGACAUCCAAAGAAGUGGCCAAAUGUGAUGCAGUGGAGAACAGGAGGCGAAGUCCGCUGGACCACUUGCCGCCUCCUGCCAACUCCAACAAGCCGCUGACCCCCUUCAGCAUCGAGGACAUCCUGAACAAACCGUCUGUGAAACGAAGUUACACAAUUUGCGGCACAGCUCAUUUAAUUUCGUCCUCUGAGAAGCACCGUCCGUCCAGUAUCCCUCUGUCCAGCCGGGCUCUCCUCAACCAAACCUCCCCGCUCUGCGCGCUCGAGGAGCUCGCCAGCAAGACCUUCAAGGGACUGGAAGUCAGCGUUUUACAGGCUGCGGAAGGCCGGGACGGGAUGACUCUGUUCGGCCAGAGAAGCACCCCGAAGAAGCGUCGGAAGUCUCGGACGGCGUUCACCAAUCACCAAAUCUACGAGCUGGAGAAGCGCUUCCUGUACCAGAAGUACCUGUCCCCGGCCGACCGGGACCAGAUUGCUCAGCAGCUGGGCCUGACGAACGCGCAGGUCAUCACGUGGUUUCAGAACCGGAGGGCCAAACUAAAACGGGACCUGGAAGAGAUGAAGGCCGACGUGGAGUCGGCCAAAGCCGUCGGUCAGGUCCCUUUGGACAAGCUCGCCAAGCUGGCGGACCUGGAGAAAUGCGCCAACGGCACGCUGGGCCACCCGCGACCCGAUUCCCCCGCGCGGGGUGGCCAGCAGGAGCUCGAGCUCGCUCAGAAACUGCGGAACUCGCCGCUGUCUCCGUUCUCGGACCACACAACUAGUAAAGAGUGCUCAGAGGACGAGGACGUGGAGAUUGAUGUGGAUGACUGAUGUCGCAGCGUGGGGCUGGAAGGUCGAGAAACACAAAAAGACGAUUAAAAAACUUGUAACUUACUGCUUAUAUUGUAUACCAUAUCUCAGAACGUGUACCAAAAUGUAAUGACUUUUAUAUCGGCAGAGAUAGACCUAUUCAUAGUGAAGCAUGAACCCAGAACAACACAUAUGCAGUGGUAUUUUACAAUGUAUUCAUUAGCAAACGGUUACUUCUUGCAAUCAAAGCAAUAUGGUCUAAAAUGACAUGAGUAAGUUAUUAUUUUUUUACACUAUAGGCCAACAUACACAAACACACUUACACUUAAAGAGACACACACACACACACACACACACACCUGUUCCAAUGCUUUUUCUACAAGGCCUACCCUCAGACACACACACACCCCGAUGAAAGUGCUCCAGUUUUUCGUAUGUUUUGCAUGUGAAUGCAUGAUUUGAUUUGUGAUCAUUAUCUAUUUAUUUUUACUUUAUCGAUUUUUUAUUUAAAUGUUUUUGUGUUUUCUGUGAGCCAAGUCGCCAUUGAGUCACUGUGUCACUGCCGGCCCUUCUUCUUCUCCUCCUCCUCCUCCCCCCCCCCCCCCCCCCCCCCCCCCCCCCCCUCCUCAUCAUCUGACUGGACCCCCCUUGGAUUCAGUUCAUAUUUGGCGUCCCGAUGCUGCAGUGCAUGAUGAUGAUCGGAAAGGCAAAACUCGGACAUUCACAGUUAUGCGUUUUAUGGGAAUGCUCACGCGACGGCGAGGAACAAAAAUGAAUAUUGCGGUGAUUUUGACAAGCGAUAGGCUACUUUUUAGAUUUAUUGUUUGGAUACAAUAUAUUUACAGUUAUGAAUUUGUUAUGUUUUGUACACCUGUAAGUGCCUUUCUAAAAUCAGGACAUCAUUUGAAAAACCAAUGCACAGACUGUAAUGUAUAUAGGCUACUAUGGGAAUAAAAUGGCUUUUCUGAAUAUAUCUUUUACGUUGUAAUUCUUGAAUUAAUAUCGAGUUUUUAUUUGUUUAUUUAUUAUGGAUAAAAUAGCCUGGGCUUUAUUUUCUAUUGAGGACUACAAAUCAUUUUAGAAACACGCUCUCCUUGCCAAAUCUGGGCGUGUGAGCCUCUCAACAGAGGCCCAGUUAGAGCACUUAUUAUACUGAACUAUUUUGUCCCUUUGUGUCCUUUUCUACUAGGAUGCUUUAAACAUUAUGUGGCCCGGAAUCUCACAUCUCCUUUCACAUCCUAAAUGCGUAUCGUGGCUUCUUGACCCUUAGACGUGUUUCUCCAUUCGUGGCAAAAAUUUAUGUGAGAAACACAAAUCUGGUGCUGGGGGAAAAAAGACGAGGAUGCCACAAAAACACAAAGUUUUGGGCCAGUUUCUCCGAGCCUUUAUAGACCUUUUUUGUUCUGCGGGACUGGGCCGUAAUUUUGAGCGUAACGCAUGAAAAGUGGGGACAAAUGAGCAGCGUUCCCUGAUGGGACAAGCCACAAAGGAGCAGGGCCGGUCCCCCGCAGGCAGCAAUACUGAGACAAGUGUGUCCCACCGCACAAAAAGGACGCAAACGUUUGGAGGCCAUAUGGUUUUUGAAAUUUCCUCACAAUUUCAGACAAUUUGAUGGAUUGAGUUAACCCUCCUUUUAAACAGUUUAACUGGGUGCGAACAAAGGCCAUAAUGCCUACAUAGACUCUCCCUUCAUGAGGGCAUCUGCGGCUAUUAAUGUCUAGCCCUUUUCUUUUCCUGGCGUUUUGAACAAGUCAAUGAAUUACAAUGAAACUGCCCCUUUUUUGUGAGCCGCUUGUCUUUCUCCGCUUUUAGCUCUGGAAUAAUAUGUUUGACUUCUGUCCAAGAACGUUUUCUAAACAAGAAAUGGAUUUUUUUGGAAGUGUUUUUAAUGUUAAGUAGGGAGCCAUAAAGACUUUAGACUGUGACAUUUAUGCCAAAGUCUGGUUAGGGAGUCCUUUGUUUGUUUUCUUCUCAUCUCUUUUUUUCUUCUUCUGCCUCUUUAUUUCUUUUGUCUUUAAGGAGUUUAAUGAAGCUGAAAACAUAGUGAUGUGAGAAAGACAGUGUCCAAGAGCAACUCAAAAGGCUACCUCCCGUUUAACUCUCUUUGUUCAAAGAAAUGAUAAGUAGGGCUGUCUUCUUGUGAAUUGUUUUAGAAUGUUUGCUUCUUCUUUCUUCUCUUUUAACUUUUUACGGUUUUUUUCAGGACAAUCUGAAUAAGUUUAUAGACAUGUAAGCACUUAAUAUGGCUGAAGCUAUUG